UUGAAAGGUGAACCUAGUUGAUCAAUUGAAGGUGUGAAAACUAAACUGCUAAAAGGCUUAAAUACAGCAUUUUACGAACAAUUAGCUGUUGUGCGUUUUUCUUCAAUCUGACCAAUCGCAGGGCUCCAUUCUGUAUGCCUGAUUGUUCAGGUGCCACACCGUACACGUUCUAAGUACGUAAUGCCAUAGGGCAACCAGCCACAAAGUGCACCGCCACCGCGGGGCCGACCAGUGGGCAUCUCUUCUCCCCUAGGACAGGCACAUCUACCUACCUACCUAGGAGCUUCCUACCUAACUGUCCAACAACCAGCAACCAAUUUUGCGGAUAGCCUCGACACAGCGUCGACACAAAUCCUCUGCCAGCUUAUUUUCAGCCUCCCUUUGUCCUCGGGCCCUCGUUUACUUCCUCCCCACACCACCACCCAGCCUCAAGAUGGGAUCAGCAGGGAAGAGUCCGCUGGUCUCAUCGCAGCCUUCGGACUCUGGACUGCGCGUUGUCCUCCACCCCCUCGUUCUUCUCACCAUCUCGGAUUACAUCACGCGACACACCCUACGGUCACAAGAGGGCCCGAUAGUGGGCGCCCUGCUAGGCCAACAAAAUGAACAAGAGAUCACCAUCCAACACGCCUUCGAAUGUGCCACCGUAGAGCAGGACGGCGAUGUCAUACUGCACGCCCAUUGGUUCACGCAGCGUUUGGAGCAAAUGAAAACCAUAUACAAGUCCCCCCAACUCGACCUGGUCGGCUGGUACACGGUGCUCCCCAAGAGCGGGCCGACCCCGGCUGUUCUGCCCAUCCACAACUGGAUUUCGUCGGAGCACAACGAGUCGGCGCUGCUGCUCGCCUUCCACCCCGAGGAGGCCGUGCAGCGCUCGGCGGGCAGCAAGCUGCCGCUGACGAUCUACGAAUCAAGCUACGAGGCCGACGAACCGCCCAAGACGGACCAGGACGACGACAAGGAGAUGCGGGACGGCGAGCCGCCCCUCCCGCUGAGGUUUCGAGAGCUGCCGUACUCGGUCGAGACGGACAGGGCCGAGAUGAUCAGCAUCGAGUACGUCGCGCGAGGCCCCGGCAACGCGACGCUCGUCCAGCCGCGGGAGCAGAAGAAGGCCGCGGCCAAGCCUGUGGCCUCCGUCUCCGCCUCCGCCGCCGACCCCAAAGGCAAGCGGCCCGCCGAGCCGGAGGCCCGGGAGAAGGGCCAGGAGCCGGACGAGCACAUCCUCUCGCGCGAGGAAGAGGAGACGAUCGCGGCGCUCACGGCCAAGGCCAACGCCGUCCGGACGCUGCAGUCGCGCGUGAACCUGCUGACGACGUACCUGGAGCGGCUGCCGCCGUCGUACCUGUCGCCGAACAGCGCGACGGACCUGGCGCCGGCCCAGCAGACGACGCCGUCGCACGCCGUCCUGCGCGCGAUCCGGGCCCUCGUCAGCCGGCUGCCGCUGCUGGCGCCGCCCGACGCGGCCGCCUACGCGCUCGAGAUGCUCCGCGAGGCCAACGACGUGCGCCUCAUGGAGCUGCUCGACGGCGUCCUGCAGAGCGUCGCGGACGCCCGCGAACUCGGCAAGAAGCACCUCGUCGUCGAGGCCUCCAAGGCCCACAACAAGAAGGUCAUCGACGGCCGCCCCGGCAACCUCGGCACCUUCACCUUCUCCAGCCUCUCCGGCCCCGGCGAUCUCGCCAUCUGACCCGUCCCAGGACUAGUGAGGCACACGGUAAGGGAGGUACGAUGGGGGAUGAGUAAGAGCAGGAGUACUAUCCGACGGGGAAAACCACUCCGCAGUAUCGUUUUCUGCAUUUGCACGGCGAACGGGGCGUUGUAUUCGGUAAAGCCACGGAGUUUCUUUGUUGGGCCAUCGCUAGCCGGCGAUCGAGGGACGACGGGCAGGUGGGCGGGGUUGUCAACAAGGCACCGAGAGUAUGUUUCCAAUGUUUACACUAGACCGGAAAAUAUGAGCCAGAGUUCACGUUAAACCCAU
This is a messenger RNA of Durotheca rogersii, 1975 nucleotides long. RefSeq lists its product as uncharacterized. Gene Ontology annotation, molecular function: metallopeptidase activity; protein binding. Gene Ontology annotation, cellular component: COP9 signalosome. The record is from RefSeq and is a predicted model, not a curated record. The transcript has 2 exons. Gene Ontology annotation, biological process: protein deneddylation. NCBI's taxonomy places the organism in Eukaryota, Fungi, Ascomycota, Sordariomycetes, Xylariales, Xylariaceae. Bases 434 to 1684 code for a protein of 416 amino acids.